This is a messenger RNA of Erpetoichthys calabaricus (reedfish), 1706 nucleotides long. RefSeq names its product E3 ubiquitin-protein ligase TRIM16-like. The coding region runs from base 30 to 1706 and encodes 558 amino acids. Lineage: Eukaryota; Metazoa; Chordata; Cladistia; Polypteriformes; Polypteridae. Gene Ontology annotation, molecular function: protein binding; zinc ion binding. The transcript is spliced from 6 exons. The record is from RefSeq and is a predicted model, not a curated record.
CUCUCUGCCUGCCUCUCCUCAGACUGACAAUGGCUGAAGCCCAGCUGUUUGUGUCACAGGAUGAGUUCACCUGCUCGGUGUGUCUGGACACCCUGACUGACCCCGUCACCAUCCUCUGUGGUCACAGUUUCUGUCUGAAGUGCCUCACGGACUGCUGGGAUCAGAGCCAAUUGUGCAGCUGUCCUCAGUGCAGACACACCUUCACCACAAGGCCUGAGCUGAACAGAAACACUCUGCUGAAUGAAGUCAUCAAGAAAUUAAAGAAGACGACACUCAGUCCUCCUCCAUCUAAGGAUUAUGCUGGCCCUGGAGACGUGGAGUGUGACGUCUGUACUGGGAAGAAGUUCGGAGCGGUGAAGUCCUGUCUAACCUGCAUGGCCUCCUACUGUCAGACUCACCUUCAGCCUCACUAUGAAGGAGAUGCCUGGAAGGGACACAACCUGGUUGAUCCUGACAGAAAUCUGAAGGAGAAACUCUGUGAGAAACAUCAGAAAACUCUGGAGAUGUUUUGUAAAACUGAUGAUUCCUGUAUCUGCAUGAUGUGUGUGGUGACUGGACAUAAUGGGCAUAAAAUGGUCGAGCUGGAGACAGAAAGAGAAGAAAAGCAGAAACAGCUGGAGGCGACACUGAGGGGAAUUAGGAGGAGACUUGAGAAGAAAGAGAAUAAAAUGAAGGAGAUGAGGAGGACAGCAGAACAGAUGAAGAUCUCUGUGGAAAGAGUAAUGGAGGAAAAUGAUAAGAGCUUCAGAGAUCUGAUACAGUGCAUUGAGGAAGCCCACAAGAUACUGACUGAGAAGAUCAGAAAACAAGAAAAGAGAGAAAUGGAGAAGGUUGAAAGAGUUAUGGAGCAACUGAAGAAGGAUAUUGAGGAGCUGAAUAGACGAGAGGCUGAGCUGAAGGAGCUUUCGGAGACCAAGGACCAUCUCCACUUCCUGCAGACAUUGUCAUCUCGCUGUGUCCUUCCUGCUGAUGGACACUCGCUCAACUUGACUUUCACCACCGAUUUCUCUUCUGAGGACCUGCUAAAGGAGCUGUCAGGUUUGAAAAAGUGUCUGGAGAAGAUCAGCCAGUGGGACAUCCUGCCUUUGACUCCAUCAGGUCGUGAAGCUCCAAUCUUCACCCUACGACAUCCUGAACCUCAGAGCAGAGAGGAGUUUUUACAAUACUUCUGUCCCCUCACACUGGACAUCAACACGACAAACAGACGUCUCCAUCUGUCUGAAGAGAACAAGAAGGUGACACGUGAGAGGACAAAAACUGAAUAUCCUGAUCAUCCUGACAGAUUUGACUACUGGGCUCAAGUUCUGUGCAGAGAGGCUUUGACUGGGACUCGCUGUUACUGGGAGGUGGAGGGCAGUGGAGAUGGUGUGGUGGUUGGAGUAGCAUAUAAAGGACUGAGCAGGAAAGGACGGGGCAGGGAGUGCCUCUUUGGAUACAACGACAAGUCCUGGAAUUUGCAGUGUUCUCAAUCCCAGUACUCUGUGCGUCACAAUAAUAAGUGGACUGUAAUCAGCGCCCCCUACAGCCCCAGAAUAGGUGUGUAUCUGGACUGGCCUGCUGGCUCUCUGUCAUUUUAUAGCGUCUCACACACAAUGACCCUCCUGCACAGGUUCAACACCUCCUUCACUGAGCCCCUCUAUCCAGGGUUUGGGUUUGGUCUUAACUCCAGUGUAACAAUCAGCCAUCUGACACCAUGUGACCACUGA